AACCCUAGCAAGCAGUGAGCUUGAUUCAGCUCCAAUUCAAGCUUCUGAAUUUAGCUUCAGAUAAAUCCAUGGCAACUUCUUUUAUAAUCAAGACCAUGAAACCGACUUCUAGAAGUCGUAACCUUUUCACUGCACUCUGUUCUCGGUAUCUCAGCUCUGUUGCCGCUGCCUAUGAGGCGCAGGAGGAUGGCACAUCUUCGUCAUUUACGUUUGAAGACAAGGGCAAGGAUAAGGACGAUAGUAUAUACGUCAAGAGUCCGAAUUCUGCUCCCAAGAUUGAAACGGCGUCUUCCGUGACCAUGCCGAUGUCGUUCAUGACGGGGUCGAUUGUGGGGAAGAGAUUCUAUAAGAAAGUGACCACCAGAGAGUCGGAUGAUGGGGUUGGAUGCUUAUUGUAUUGUGAUAUGUAUGUUUCCUUCAUGGUUAAACAAAAUGGACUACCUUUCAAUUUAAUUCCCACCAUCCUAUACUUGGCUGCUUCUAUUGGAGUCUAAUUUGUUUUAGCUUAUGAUGAGAUAUAUUAUCUCCUUUUCCAUCUAAAUAGAUUCACUUAGCCAAUUCCAUAAUCCUACCCUCUACGUGAAUAAAAACCUGUUUGGUUUCAAUAUGUUAACUUUUGAGACAUGAUUGAAAGGGAUAGAUUUGAUUUCAUCUGUCUCAGAUAAUUACCUACUGGCUUUUAUGCAUGGAUUUUAUUCAGUAUUAAAGUGGAUAAUUUCCCAACACCAAGAUCUUCAUUUUUUUUCUCAGAUCGACAGGUUCAGAAAAUUGAUCCUUUACUUGAUUGGCUAAAAUCAGAAUUUGGCUUUCAGCCUGUUGUAUACUCCAGCUUUUUUGGUGGGAAGCAGGAGGAUGGUCUCAUAAACGCUGUGGAGAACCUUCUAAAGAAGACAGAUGACUGUGAGUUGGCAGCAAUUGAUGCAAUUGCAGCAGCUGCACACUCUCUUGUUAUUGCUCUAGGAAUUUUUCGGGGAAGAUUGCAGAUUGAUGAAGCUAUUGAAUUAAUUAGAAUUGAGGAAGAUCUUCAGGUGGAUAGAUGGGGUUUGGUGGAAGGUGGGCAUGACCUUGAUGUUGCUGAUCUCAAGGUACAAAUCUCAUCAGCUACCGUCUUCCUAGGACUUUCCAGGAGGAUUUAAUUUCUGCAUGUCAUGAUUUUAUGUUUUUCUCUAGUUGAUGCUGUUACUCAAGUUUUCCUCUCUUAAUCAUUUUUACUUCUGUAUGUUUUAAUGAAAUGAAUAAAAAUUUUGUGAGAAUUGAUGAGGUUGAUGAAAUAAUGAAAGUGAGCUACAAAU
Molecule: messenger RNA, 1292 nt
Organism: Rubroshorea leprosula
Lineage: Eukaryota; Viridiplantae; Streptophyta; Magnoliopsida; Malvales; Dipterocarpaceae
Source: the annotation of a GenBank genome assembly